Messenger RNA from Hipposideros armiger (great roundleaf bat), 3920 nucleotides. It is a transcript of the gene EPHA2, whose product is annotated as EPH receptor A2. The transcript is spliced from 15 exons. Gene Ontology annotation, molecular function: ATP binding; transmembrane-ephrin receptor activity; protein binding. The coding region runs from base 706 to 3072 and encodes 788 amino acids. The record is from RefSeq and is a predicted model, not a curated record. NCBI's taxonomy places the organism in Eukaryota, Metazoa, Chordata, Mammalia, Chiroptera, Hipposideridae. Gene Ontology annotation, cellular component: dendrite; plasma membrane. Gene Ontology annotation, biological process: axon guidance; ephrin receptor signaling pathway; protein phosphorylation.
CCUCUCCAGGAGGGGGGGCAGCCUUCCCUUCCCCGGAGGUGGAGGGUCAGGGUUCUAGCAGGCUUUGUUUGUGCAGGGCAAGCAGGCCCCCGGUAGGGAGGACUGGUUUCCGAGAGUGAAAUCUUUGACUUCACUGGUAGGACGCUCUCAACUGCCAGCCACCUGUCGCCCUGCUUUCCCCUCCUUGGGACCCCUCUACCGAAAUUGCCUUCAGUGUGCUUUAGGGGCUGGGAACCUCUAGCUCGGCUUCUCUUUAUCCCUCCAGACUUUUCCCAGCAGCCCCUGACCAUGAUGCCGACCGAGAGAAUAAUAGUAACUCCCGUAGACAAGUGCUCUGCUCUGAGAGCAGGCACGGACUAAGCAAAUGCUUUGUCACUUGCUGAAUUCAUACCACCUUUCUAUGAGGCAGACACUGUUAUCUACCCCCAUUUAACAGACAGGGAACUGAGGCUCAGGGAGGCUCAGAGACUUGCCUGGAGUCACACAGCUAAGAUGCGGCUGCAUUAGGAUUUGAAUCCAGGCCGCGCAGUGGUGUCCAGGCUGGAGGAGGGGUCAGGAAACGGGGUGGGAAAUGACCAGUUCCUUUGGAAUCCCUGACUCAGCUCCUGGCCUUGGGACGGGCUCUCAGGGCAGCCCCAGGAUAGCAGGUCCUGGUACAGGAGGUGGGGCGAUUGCAGGGCCGUUACUGAGCAUGGUGAGGGAGAAAUGGAGGAAGGUGCAGGGUCUGCCCCCAACUGCCUGACAUUCCACGAGGCUGUAGACCCAGAUUCUCCCACUGGGGCCUCUACUGAUGACAAACUGAGCCCAGGGAGGGGGCGUAGGUACCCUGAGGUCACCCAGCACCUGGUCCAGGUUAUUCUGAGUUCGUUUCUCUUCAGGGUUCUUUCCCCAGGAAGCUCAGAACUCAGGAAAGAGUUAAAUGGACAAUGGAAGGGAGGCACCUCGCAGGUGCUGUGUUGGACAGCCUGCUCACCUGGAUUCUUCAAGUCCGACGUGUCUGAGAGCCCCUGUUUGGAGUGCCCUGCACAUACCCUGCCUUCACCAGAGGGGGCCACCGACUGUGAGUGUGAGGAAGGCUACUUCCGGGCACCGGAGGACCUGCUGUCAAUGCCCUGCACACGCCCACCCUCCGCCCCGAGCUACCUCACAGCUGUGGGCAUGGGUGCCAAAGUGGAGCUGCGCUGGAAGCCCCCCCAGGACAACGGGGGCCGUGAGGACAUCGUCUACAGGGUCACCUGCGAACAAUGCCUGCCUGAGUCAGGCGAGUGCAGGCCCUGCGAGGACAGCGUGCACUACUCCGAGCCACCGGGUGUGCUCACCCGCACCAGUGUGACAGUGAGUGACCUGGAGCCCCACAUGAACUACACCUUUGCCGUCGAGGCCCGAAACGGCGUCUCAGACCUGGUGACCAGCCGCAGUUUCCGCACCGCCAGCGUCAGCAUCAACCAGACAGAACCCCCCAAGGUGACGCUGGAGGACCGCGGCACCACCUCGCUGAGCGUGUCCUGGAGCAUACCCCCGCCUCAGCAGAGCCGUGUGUGGAAGUACGAAGUCACCUACCGCAAGAAGGGGGACUCCAAUAGCUACAACGUUCGCCGCACUGAGGGCUUCUCUGUGACCCUGGAUGACCUGGCUCCAGACACCACCUACCUGGUCCAGGUGCAGGCGCUGACGCAGGAGGGCCAGGGUGCUGGCAGCAAGGUGCACGAGUUCCAGACACUGUCCACGGAAGGAUCUGGCAACAUGGCGGUGAUUGGUGGGGUGGCCGUUGGCGUUGUCAUGCUUCUGGUGCUGGUAGGAAUCGGCCUCUUCAUCCAUCGCAGGAGAAAGAGCCUGCGGACCCGCCAGUCCUCAGAGGACGUUUACUUCUCCAAGUCGGAACAACUGAAGCCCCUGAAGACCUAUGUGGACCCCCACACAUACGAGGACCCCAACCAGGCUGUGCUUAAGUUCACCACCGAGAUCCAUCCGUCCUGUGUCACACGGCAGAAGGUGAUCGGAGCAGGAGAGUUUGGGGAGGUGUACAAGGGGACACUGAAGGCAUCAGGGAAGAAGGAGGUACCUGUGGCCAUCAAGACGCUGAAAGCUGGCUACACUGAGAAGCAGCGGGUGGACUUCCUCAGCGAGGCCAGCAUCAUGGGCCAGUUCAGCCAUCACAACAUCAUCCGCCUGGAGGGCGUCGUCUCCAAAUACAAGCCCAUGAUGAUCAUCACUGAAUACAUGGAGAACGGGGCCCUGGACAAGUUCCUUCGGCAGGAGAAGGACGGCGAGUUCAGCGUGCUGCAGCUGGUGGGCAUGCUACGGGGCAUCGCGGCCGGCAUGAAGUACCUGGCCAACAUGAAUUAUGUCCACCGCGACCUGGCCGCCCGCAACAUCCUCGUCAACAGCAACCUGGUCUGCAAGGUGUCUGACUUCGGCCUGUCCCGUGUGCUAGAGGAUGACCCUGAGGCCACCUACACCACCAGUGGUGGCAAGAUCCCCAUCCGAUGGACCGCCCCGGAGGCCAUUUCCUACCGCAAGUUCACCUCAUCCAGUGAUGUGUGGAGUUACGGCAUCGUCAUGUGGGAGGUGAUGACGUAUGGUGAGCGGCCUUACUGGGAGCUGUCGAACCACGAGGUGAUGAAAGCCAUCAACGAGGGCUUCCGGCUGCCCACGCCCAUGGACUGCCCUUCCGCCAUCUACCAGCUCAUGAUGCAGUGCUGGCAGCAGGAGCGCGCCCGCCGCCCCAAGUUCGCGGACAUCGUCAGCAUCCUCGACAAGCUCAUCCGAGCUCCUGAAUCUCUCAAGACCCUGGCUGACUUUGACCCCCGGGUGUCCAUCCGGUUGCCCAGCACCAGCGGCUCAGAGGGGGUGCCCUUCCGCACAGUGCCCGAGUGGCUGGAGUCCAUCAAGAUGCAGCAGUACACAGAACACUUCCUGGCGGCCGGCUACACCGCCAUCGAGAAGGUGGUGCAGAUGACCAACGAUGACAUCAAGAGGAUCGGGGUACGGCUGCCUGGCCACCAGAAGCGCAUCGCCUAUAGCCUGUUAGGACUCAAGGACCAGGUGAACACAGUGGGGAUCCCCAUCUGAGUCCCAACAUGGCCUUGUGCCCCCUUUGGCCAAGAAUACUUGAAGAAACAGAGUGGCCUACUUGCCAGCUCCGCGCCUGGCCACCAAAGACCUUAUUUAUUUCUAAUUGUCCCUCAUUGAUGCCACCUUGAGGCCUCUGCUUGGGGGGGUCUUGGACGACACCUUGACCUAAACUGAGAUGCUCAGGGACCCCAGGCUGGGGGGCCUCUUUACCUACGAAGGACAGCCAGCCAAGCACUUAGCAGGCACCACCAUGUUCUCAGCAUCCCAUGGGGCAGGAGCCCCGCCAAAGCCUUUGGACAAACCAGUGGGACAUUUCCAAACUGACCUCCCUUUCGCUGUCUUAGGAGGUGGGGGGGUUACCCGGUGGCCAAGGGAACAGGGUACUUCAAGCCCCAUCCACUCUCGAGAAGAGGACAGAUGGUGAACUCAGCUGUAGAGACCCAAAGUGGUUCCCCCAAACCUUUUGUGCCUUCCUCAGACCCCCGGGCCCUGUCCUCAGCCCCAGUGGGCCAAACUCUUGCUUCCCUGGGGCCCUCGCAAGCUGCUUGGUUGUGUUGAGGUUUUUAAAAUAUAUAUUUUGUACUUUGUGGAGAGAAUGUGUGUGUGGCAGGGGGCCUGGCCAGGGCUUGGGGCAGAGGACGGCCUGUGUCAGACAUUCCCAGGCUGGAAGCAAGUCCACCCAUAUCUUGCCCCUUUAGACAACAUUCAUUAUUCCAUCAGUGUUAACGAUUUUGUUUUGUUGGGUAUUGUUUUUUUCAACCUUAAUUUAUUAUUUUUUUUAUAUUUAUUGUUAGGAAAUGACUUAUUUCUGCUCUGGAAUAAAGUUGCAGAUGGUUCAGACUGAA